UGUAGUUCAGAGUCCAGGCUGGAGAGGAACGCAGUCAACUUCGGACUCCGGGCGGCGCGCAAGCAACAGACGGUAACACACCCAGACACACAGCCGACUUUCAGAGAUGUUUCGCUGCGGAAUCGCGUAUCCACGGUGCAGGUGGAUCCUUCCUCUUCUCCUGCUCUUCGCCAUCAUCUUUGACAUAAUCGCCAUCGCCGCGCAGUCCGGAUGGGUGGAGGACGAGGACGCCAAGUCUCACUACGCCAACAUGUGGGAGCAGUGCCGCGGCCGGAACAACAACUGGGCCUGCAAGUCGCUCAUGGAGUUCUCUUGGGCCCAGGCUGUUGCUGCACUGAUGAUCAUCGGCCUGAUCAUCCUCAUCAUAGCCUUCAUCAUCUCGUGUAUCGCGCUCUGCUGUACCCUCAACAUUCCUCUCCUGCCGUUCAUCGGACUCCUCCUCAUCAUCGCUGUCAUCCUCCAGAUCAUCGCCCUCAUCAUCUAUCCAGUGAAGUUCAACGAGUUAAUCUUCGAAGGCCACUACGACUACACCUGGGCGUACGGCUUCGGGUGGGGAGCCACCAUCCUCAUGAUGGGCUGCGGAGUUCUGUUCUGCUGUCUGCCCCACUACGAAGACUAUCUCACUGGCCUGGAAAAGACCAAAUACAUCUACUCCUCCAGCUAAACUCCCAUCACACAGCUCGAGCACUGCUCUCCAAAAAGAACAUCUUCCAAGGCUUUACACUUUGACUGCAUAAACGACAUUAUUGAAAGCCCCAAUCAGGAAUUUUGUUAAAGCAGGUCCACAGCGUGCCCAAGACUACAUCUGAGUGUAGUGAGAGAGAGCUUGGUUAAGAUAUGUGCAGUAUUACUGACUUUACAGUUGAUUUCAAAGGCCUAUACCGAAAACUGCCAAUGCAUUAUUGUUGCUGCAAUUCCUGCUUGGGGUUUUAAGACGCUUAGUUUUAGUUUGUGAGGACACUGGUUGCUCUUGGGGUUUGAUUUUGUACAUUUGUUGGGGGAAUCGUCUCAUUCCUGAGGCAUAUCGGCAUGCCAGCAUUUCAGUUUUCAGUUUUCGUCAUUUAACACCAGCUUAGGCCUUUAAUUUUUGUACAUCGCUCAGCCUGGAUCAGUUUUAAGCAGCCAGAAACUGUGAUUUUGUAGUGCAAAUCUCCGAUCCAGGCAGGGCGCUCGAGGAUUACCUGAUAGAGAACACAUACUUACCAAUUUACUGUAACGGCUGUAUCUCAGUCACCUUAUGAGGGCUGUGUUUGUUUGUAUAGGCCUCAUUCUUGCUAUUGAGUGUUGUUCUAUUUACUUGCAAAGAAUAACACUAUCAGUAGUUAGAGCUUUGUGUAGUAAAAGUGCAUGUAUAUUUUUAGAAAUGUAUUAAAUGUCUACCAUUAAGUGUCCCACACUGGUCCCAGUUCAGCCAAAGUCAUUCCCAUCUCAUUUGCUUUGUAUUACUUCAAACAUAUCUCCAAAGUGCUCUUACUGUCCUCAGAUGCUGUAUGGAUUGUGUGGUUGACUGGUACAAAUGUGGACUGAUGAUGUUUUUGUGUUGCUAAAGCAACUGCCUUGUGUUUUUUUUUGUUUUUUUUUCUUAUCAGAAACUUUAUAUAUAUAUAUAUAUAUAUAUAUAUGUAUAGAAUGACACUAUGCAAUACAGUGGGAUUUUGAAUUUUAGGGUUUCCAGUUUUAAUACAUGACCUUUCCUACUUCUUGAGCUAAAUUCCAGCACUACUAAUGUUUUUACUGUUUCAGAUGUUUGAUUCUGUAUAGCAUUCGAUCCAAAGCAAUGCUUAAUAAAGGGAAGACCAAACUCUUAAAAUACUAAA
Messenger RNA from Colossoma macropomum (tambaqui), 1817 nucleotides. It is a transcript of the gene perp, whose product is annotated as p53 apoptosis effector related to pmp22. Gene Ontology annotation, biological process: cell-cell adhesion. The transcript is spliced from 3 exons. NCBI's taxonomy places the organism in Eukaryota, Metazoa, Chordata, Actinopteri, Characiformes, Serrasalmidae. The coding region runs from base 107 to 664 and encodes 185 amino acids. The record is from RefSeq and is a predicted model, not a curated record. Gene Ontology annotation, cellular component: membrane; cell-cell junction.